Molecule: messenger RNA, 2220 nt
Organism: Lotus japonicus
Lineage: Eukaryota; Viridiplantae; Streptophyta; Magnoliopsida; Fabales; Fabaceae
Product: interactor of constitutive active ROPs 1-like
Exons: 3
Coding region: 751-1899 (382 amino acids)
Source: RefSeq, a predicted model, not a curated record
ACUCCUUAUUCCUCUGUAACACAUACAACAUUUACAGCACUUACUUGCUUUUAACCAAAGCAAAAAGCACUGGAUAAAGUGCUCUCUGACUCUGCAUGCUUUUCUCUUGGGGUGGUAGUAAAGACAUGCUCGUUUUAGCAUGUCAUUGUUUGAACUUUGAACACAGAACCUGUGUGAUAUGUGGGGCAUUUUUAUUCACCUUUUCAUUAUUUUCUCUUCUUGUUUUUUUCUGAAAGUUCCAUAUCUACCUUUCUAGUUUGUACUGGAAGAUAAUUCUUAGUAUCUUCGGUUUAAAUCAAUUGCCUUUUAGUUUAAUAGUCACGGUUGUAGUGAGUUGUCUCCUUUAUGUGGGUUCAAGGCCAUAAAUAUUCAUAGCCAUUGAUGUUUUUCUUUGUCCUUCAAUCUCUUACCUAAUUAUGGUUUCUUGGAGGUUGAGGCCAGAUCCCAGAUGGCAGAAUAUGAAAGCCUAACCACUAUUAACUUGAAAAUAGUCCAUUUUGCUUAAUGGUGUCUUUAAAGAAGGCCAGUGAAAUCUGGAACUGGAAGGCCAUUUUCUCAUUAUCCUUUCUCUUCUGUUAAAAGAAUGGUGGUGAAUGUCAAUACAAAAUUGCUGAGUUCAAUGCUCCCCACUCUACCUCUUUUAUUAUAAAUGAUGGUACAUUGUUUCUUGUGUCAGCAGGUGAGACACAUUUAGCUAACAAAUUUUUGAAGUGCUGAUCUACUAAUUGCUAAUCAAAUCAAGCAUAUAAAAUGCCAAGAUCAAGGGGAUCUGAUUUGCCUCAGAGGCAGUCUCCACGAGGUCCUCAUCAACUUCGCACAUCGAGUUCUGAUUCAGAUCCGUUACAUCAUCGACCGAUUGCCGACCGAAGUCCAAAGGUUGGAGACCGGCGUUCGCCAAGAAGUACAACUACUCAAUCUGAUAAUACUCUAAAUCAGAAAAAGCUAGGAACCCGCAUUGCGGAUUUGGAAUCUCAGCUUGGCCAAGCACAGAAAGAGUUGAAAAACUUGAAGGACCAGCUAGCUUCUGCUGAAGCUGCAAAGAAAGAAGCGCAAGAAAAACUAGUUAAGAAAGCUGAUCAAUCAGUAGUAGUGCCAGUAGUGGAGAAGUUCCAAGAGAAGCGUGCUUCCGAGAACGCUCGAGAAUUUAAUGAAACUGAAAACAAGCCCCAAGAUAUCAUCAUUCCUGAUAAUGACAUUGAAAACCAUCAAGAAACUGAUGUGUUUGAAGUUGUUCCAAUUGAGAAGGUGGCAAUUGAAUUCACAAAACCUGCAACAACAGAUCAAAUUGAAAAGGAAACUCAACCAUCUGAAGACUCAACAACUCCACCAGAUGCACCGAAGCCGGAAAUACCUUGUGUGGAUGAAAUGACCCUGAAGAAUGACGAGAUAGCAUUGCUGAAGUGUAAUUUGGAAGAGAAAGUGACGGAGCUAGAGUCAAUGAGUAAGGAAAAUGAGAAUCUGAAACAACAGCUUAAUGAAGCAGUUUCAAAAGUUUCAGAAGCUGAAACCAAGGAAGAAGGAAUGAAGUUGCAGCUGAAAGAACUAGGUGAAGAGUUGGAAGCUGCUAGUAAACUGAAUGCAGAGAAGUUGAAAUGUGUGGAAGCAGAAAAGGAGGUUAUGGAAUCAGAGAUGAAGAAGCUGAGGGUGCAGACUGAGCAGUGGAGAAAAGCAGCCGAUGCAGCAGCAGCAGUGCUUGCAGGGGAUGUGGAUAUGAGGAUUCCUGAACGGUGUGGCUCCAUGGAUAAGCACUUUGAGACACCUGUUGUUGGUAGGUACAAUGGAUAUGUUGGGUCUCCUGGUGUGGCUGAUGACUUUGACGAUGGUUUUGGAGGCGGAAAAAAGAAGGGUUCUGGAAUUAGAAUGUUCGGCGAUUUAUGGAAGAAAAGGGGCCAAAAGUGAUUGAUUUCUGCUCCUAUUAUUCAGUGAAUGAAGUAGUAGUAGUACUUUAGUCAUGUUUUUGGUGGUAGAAGAAGGUGCAAUAGCAGUUGCUUACUGUGGUGCAUCUUCUUCAUACAUAUUGUUGUCAUUUCUGGUAUGAAGGCCAUUAAGCGGGUAGUGUUGUUGCUAUUGUAUGAUCUGUGAAUGUGAACUUGUGAAAGAUGGUUUAUAUCCCUUCUCUUAGGGAGAGAUGAAGGCACUUUUUCUUGGAAGGCCUGUUUUUAAUCAAAUUCUUCAUUCUGCACUCAGUUACAGUAAUAAUAUAUUUAGAGUUCGUUUGUA